UCCUUCAUCACAUGCCGUCGGCAUUAGAAAGCUUCACUACAAUAGUGAUUGUUGGAGAAUACAGGCGGAUUAUUCUCGCAUUUGCCUCCGUUCCGAAAUUUAUCGCUAUACAAUAUAAAUUAUGGCAGAUACGAAGGUUGAUUCCGCUACAGAAAUCUCCGCAAAGGACCUGAAGGAGAAGAAGCUCCUCGAGGAGAAGGAAAAUGGAAAAGAUGCAACUAAUGGAAAGGAGAACGAGGAGAAUGGAGAGCCAGAAAUUGAUGAAGAGGAUGAGGAUGAAGUAGACGAGGAAGAUGAAGAGGAAGGAGAGGGUGAUGAGGAUGAAGACGAGGAUGAAGAUGAUGAUGAACUGGGUGGAGGAACAAAACGUGCUGCUGAAGAUGACGACGACGAAGAUGAUGAGGAUGACAUCGACCCCAAGAAGCAGAAGACGGAUGAUGACGAUUAAAGGAUUGUUUCGUACUGCUGAGCAGGUGUCGAUGCCUCUGCUUCAAUGCAACUGUUGGAGCCUGUGGCAUAAAGGACUCAAAUACAUAAAACAUGGUCAUUUUCAAGUUCGUCACCCAUGUCAACCAACUGAUCCCCAAAUCAAAAUUUUCUAGAGGACAGACCACAACCCCAGAUUUCCCACAUUCUCAAUGAAAUACAUAAGACAAGGAUUUGUUUGUAUUUUUAUUUACAUUUUAUAUUUUUGUACAUAUUGUGAAGAGAUCAGCCACUUGAUCAUGAUCUCCUGUGACCAGAACGGUGCUUCUUUAUGAAAUUUUACUCGUUUGACCAUGUCUCGAUAUCUCGACAUAAAAGACAACAUGUAUAAAAUCAACAGCCAUUGAACUCGGAGCAUUCCAGUAAAUUUUAUGUAUGAAAUUUAGUUGUACCAUAACUAGUUGUACCAUAAACUAGUUUUUGUAUGGGAGGGCUAGGCCAAAGAAAAGGAGUUUUGGUUUCUUUCUAUUUUGUUUUGUCUACAUUAUUUGUUUUACCUUGGCCUGUUUGUUGUAUGUGUGAAGUUUGUUGUUCAACAAUAAACUUAACUUUUAUUUUGUGAGUUAUA
Myxocyprinus asiaticus (Chinese sucker) is the source of this 1054-nucleotide messenger RNA. Its product is annotated as prothymosin alpha-B-like. The record is from RefSeq and is a predicted model, not a curated record. The coding region runs from base 122 to 448 and encodes 108 amino acids. Gene Ontology annotation, biological process: negative regulation of apoptotic process; positive regulation of transcription by RNA polymerase II. NCBI's taxonomy places the organism in Eukaryota, Metazoa, Chordata, Actinopteri, Cypriniformes, Catostomidae. Gene Ontology annotation, molecular function: histone binding. The transcript is spliced from 5 exons. Gene Ontology annotation, cellular component: nucleus.